GCGGCAUUAGAUGGUUUCCCCGCAAGCGGGUUUGUUGUGACGCUGCUUCAGUGACUGCCGUGCUUGGUUCGACUGUUUGACUCCUCUGCCAAUCGGAUGUUUCUUCGCAUUGAAACAGUCGGCACAGUGGGGCCGCCAGGGGUCCCUUCCUGGCCGUGUUAACAUUUCGUCAUCCCGUCGGUUGUUUAGUUGAAAGCUGUCUUCAUGUGAGAUACUAUUCAUGUUGAAGCCUUUUCGCUCCUUCCGCCCCUUCCGCCGACAAAUCAAGACGGCCGCGGGCAGAUACAUCCCAAGCCAUGAGAUGAGCAUCACCAGCAGCCAGCCAUGAGCUCUUCGUCGCUGUCUCGCACCGAGACGCUCAGUCUCUUCGCGCUCGCCGCCGCCUGCGUCGCCAUCCUUGCCAACGCGUUCCAGGGCGAUGACAAGCCGCUCAUCGUGUCGCUCGCGCUGAGCGGGCUCGCCUUCUGCGCCUCGUUCGCCCUCAUCCGCUGGCUCGGGCCGACCUUCAUCAAGGCCGGCUUCAAGGGCGUCGACAUGAGCAAGCACCACCGCCGGGAGAUUCCCGAAUGCAUGGGCGCUGUGUGCGCGGCUGUCUACCUGUUCGCCAUCAUCGUGUUCAUACCGUUCGCCUUCUACAAGGAUGUCGUCGCGGCGACCAGCGGCGGCGGCAAUCGGGAUGUGGUGCUUCCCGUUCAGCAUGUGCAUGAGGGCCGGCUUCUGCACCUGUUCCCGCACGAAAAGCUCUCCUCGUACCUCUCGGCCAUCGUCUCUCUGCACACGAUCGCGUCUCUCGGCCUCGCCGACGACCUCUUCGACAUCCGCUGGCGGCACAAGUUCUUCAUCCCGGCCUUUGCCGCGAUCCCGCUCCUCGUCGUCUACCGCGUCGACUUCGGCGUCACCUCGAUCGUGAUCCCCAUGCAGCUGCAGCCCUACCUCGGGCAGCUGCUCGACUUGGGCGCGCUGUACUACGUCUACAUGGCGGGCGUGGCCAUCUUCAGCCCCAACAGCAUCAACAUCCUGGCGGGUAUCAACGGCAUCGAGGUGGCGCAGUCCAUCGUCAUCGCCCUGCUCCUGGCCGUCAACGACUGCCUCUACCUGCUGACGCCCUACCCUCACCCGGCGACCGACUCGCACCUGUUCUCGCUGUCGUUCCUGCUGCCCUUCCUGGGCGUGUCGCUCGCCCUGCUCUGGCACAACUGGUACCCGGCGCGGGUGUUUGUGGGCGACACGUACUGCUACUUCGCAGGGAUGGUGUUCGUGGUGGUUAGCAUCCUGGGCCACUUCAGCAAGACGCUCGUGCUGCUGCUGCUGCCGCAGAUCGCCAACUUCCUCUACUCGACGCCGCAGAUCUUCGGGCUCGUGCCCUGCCCGCGCCACCGCCUGCCGCGCUUCAAUGCGCGCACGGGCCUGCUGGAGCCGAGCGUCACGCCGUGGACGCCGGAGCGGCAGCCGAGGCCGCCCGUCGCGUGGGCGCUGAAGCUGCUGGGGAAGCUGGGGCUGCUGCGGGUGGCGCUGGACGAGGAGGGGCGGCUGGUCGAGACGAGCAACUUCACCAUCUUGAACCUCUGGCUGGUCUGGAGGGGCCCGCUGCGCGAGGACCGGUUGGCGCUGGAGAUCACGGCGAUGCAGGCCGCUGUGGGGCUCUUUGGCUUGUUUGUGAGGCACCGCUUGGCCUUGCUGGUCUUUAAGGAGGACAACUGGAGCAUAGCUGGUCAGAGUUGAUUGCUUCCUUGUUUCUAUUGCUGCGGCUGCUGUUCAAUCUUCGCUUUAUACCAUGAUAGACAUACCUUAGAUCGGCCCAGCCAGUAAACUACCCCUGGAUUCUGAUGGUCUAGGCUAGGUACCCGUAGGCCAGGCCCUGCAGGAAGCUUGGACCCCCGCGUUUGUUCCAACCCCCCCCGGCAAUCAAUCAAUCAAUCCAUCUGA
Molecule: messenger RNA, 1926 nt
Organism: Chaetomium strumarium
Lineage: Eukaryota; Fungi; Ascomycota; Sordariomycetes; Sordariales; Chaetomiaceae
Product: glycosyl transferase family 4-domain-containing protein
Exons: 2
Coding region: 325-1722 (465 amino acids)
Biological process (GO): dolichol-linked oligosaccharide biosynthetic process; protein N-linked glycosylation
Cellular component (GO): membrane
Molecular function (GO): UDP-N-acetylglucosamine-dolichyl-phosphate N-acetylglucosaminephosphotransferase activity
Source: RefSeq, a predicted model, not a curated record